GGGAAGUGUAAAUAACACCCAGAGUGAACAGGAGCUUAAUGAGAGAUUUAUGCAGGACUAAGGGGAGGGGGCAGGGUGUGUAUCACUGAGCUGCAAUAUAUAGGGCAGUGUGACAAGAGGGAGAGACAACAAUCCACAGGUAUCUUCUCAUGGUGCAGGUUAGUUUCUUCAACAGAGAUAUUUUGCUAAGGAAAGGCAUUUAGACUCUGCACACACACUGUCUAAGAGAAAUUUCCUUCUUUUUACACCUUUGCCAGUUCUGCAUCUUAUUGAGACAUGUCCAGUGUGGACUGGUAGAUUUUAUUGCAAUCAUCUACAGGCUAGCUGGAGUAGAAGGAAAGUCCUAUCACAUCUAUCCCAUAAUCCUCCUGAUUCAGCCCUGAACCACUUCUCCAUCACAUGUGCUGCAGGUUGAGGUACCUGGGAGUACUGCAUUAGCUCUUCUGAUUUUAUAUGGUUGACCUGUGUCAUCUGACAGGGGGGAGUCCUGGAGAUUAUCCCAGUCUCAGUAGCCACAUGACUGUUAAUGCUGGACCAGAUCGCUCUUAAAAGCAGGAUGCUGACUCUUUAGGACCACAGCUGAACACGCUCUGAGAAGGAGAAGGAGCAAGAGACCAGAUCCAGGGCAAGAUACAAAGUAUCAUCAUUUCCCUUUCAAGACUCUCUUUGUGAAGCUUCAUCUCAGAUGGCUCCCAGGUCCCAGAGAGAAGGUAUCUGCUUCUACCUGCUAACCAUGCUAGGUGCUUGGGCAGUUUCUACUCAAGGAGGCGACAAAAAAAACGAAUGUCCAUCUUGCGGAGUCCAGGACAAAGAUGUAAUGAUAGAACUAGCCAAGCAGCAAAUCUUAGAGAAGUUACACCUCAAGGAAAGACCCAACAUCACCCACCCAAUCCCCAGGGGAGCGGUAGCUAAUGCACUGCGCAGACUGCACCUAACCAAAUCAAAAAUGGAAGGUCUGUUUGGCUCCACCAGCUGGGACAGUAACACAGACAGCGUGGAGAUGGACCAACAGAGCUAUGAGAUCAUAAGCUUUGCAGAAUCAGGUAAGACAAUGUUGCCAAUUGAAUAACCCCCCCUGUUUUUAUAUGUGUGUUUGGGUGAUGUUUUGUUGUUUCCUUGCCUGCAUGUUUCACAAACACCUGUUCACACAAUUUCAUUUGACUCCUUCAUUUUCUUUCCUGUCUCAACCAAAAUGCUAAAGAUUUAGUGAAAUGUGUUAAGCAGACAGACGUUGAACUCUUUAUAGGGUCACCAAGAGCAGACAGACAUUCGAUUUAAGGCUGGCUGUGCCAUUUGCAUCAUAUGUAUGAGUCAGCUUAUCUGUCUCUUCCAACGUGUAUCUCAUGUAAAAAACAUAACCUAGAAUUCUUUAUAUCUAUACAUAGUUAUGCGAACAUGUAGGGGGGUUUAAAUAUAUUAGGAAGUCAUCUAGCUAAUCUGUUUCAUUAUCCAAAUGCCUUUGCACUUUACAACAUAAAGGAGGCAGACAUUAAUAUAUCCUUAUCUAUGAAUUUUCUGGUCAUUGACCAAGAGUUCACUUUUAGAUGUAUUUUGAUUGUCUAACAGCAUCAAGUAGCAGCCAAUCAGAAUAUGGCUCUGAGUGCAUUUUUAAUUCUCUCUUCUACAAACUUUCACUAAACAAAAUGUCUUUGCAGCAAUAAAAUUCAUAACAGGGAAAUGCUAUAACUUUACAGGCAUUAUUAGGAAUUAUAGAAACAUAGAAUGUGACCGCAGAUAAGAACCAUUUGGCCCAUCUAGUCUGCCCAAUUUUCUAAAUACUUUCAUUAGUCCCUGGCCUUAUCUUAUAGUUAGGAUAGCCUUAUGCCUAUCCCACGCAUGCUUAAACUCCUUUACUGUGUUAACCUCUACCACUUCAGCUGGAAGGCUAUUCCAUGCAUCCACUACCCUCUCAGUAAAGUAAUACUUCCUGAUAUCAUUUUUAAACCUUUGUCCCUCUAAUUUAAGACUAUGUCCUCUUGUUGUGGUAGUUUUUCCUUUUUUAAAUAUAGUCUCCUCCUUUACUGUGUUGAUUCCCUUUAUGUAUUUAAAUGUUUCUAUCAUAUCCCCCCUGUCUCGUCUUUCCUCCAAGCUAUACGUGUUAAAGUCCUUUAACCUUUCCUGGUAAGUUUUAUCCUGCAAUCCAUGAACCAGUUUAGUAGCCCUUCUCUGAACUCUCUAUAAGGUAUCAAUAUCCUUCUGAAGAUACCGUCUCCAGUACUGUGUACUAUACUCCAAGUGAGGUCUCACCAGUGUUCUGUACAAUGGCAUGAGCACUUCUCUCUUUCUACUGCUAAUACCUCUCCCUAUACAACCAAGCAUUCUGCUAGCAUUUCCUGCUGCUCUAUUACAUUGUCUGCCUAUAAUACUCUCAGAACCAACACAACCUUAGCUUUUUUUUUUUUUUUUUUGGUGUAUAGAUAAUGCUCAAUUCUCUGCUAUUUAGGCAUUAAAUCACUUUGUUUAUGGUGGUAACUCACAGAGAAUCCAUAAAACCAAAAUGUUUGUUUCCAAACUGAUCUUAAUAUUAUUACAAAUAGUGUUUAUUUUAGAAGUUUUGUUCAGAAAUUAGUUGUUUUUUUUUUUACAAUUACUCUCUCACCAGUUUAUUGCCUAUUUAUUUUCCACAAUAGCAGGCUGGACUCUUAAGAGAGUUCCGGUUUAUUCUGCUUACUGAGUAGAAAUAUUUCAUUUAAAGGUGCCAAACUAGAAUCACACUAAAUCAGGCAUCAUUUAUUUAUUUACUGUGCUAAUUAUGUAUUAUCCAUGGCUAAAAUGAUGAGUGAUCAAUUGAACCAUGCCUGGGAAUCUCUUGACUAAACACAGAUCGUAGUGACUAAAUGGCCAUCUUUCACAUUUUAGAGUUGAGGGCAAAAAAUGGAUUCGGAGUCAGCAAUAUUUUUCAAAAGGUCAAGUAAUAGCCUAAAGUUUUCAAGCCACGUGCCAAUGCAAUGAGGGGUUUGGUAUUCCACGGAAAAGAAUAAGCAAUCAAUGUCUAACCUGGUACACUGUGGUAGAGAUUUGUCAACUUUAAUAAUUAGUCAAUACCAAAGAAUCCACAGGUUCAACCGGAUAGGCACAUAAAAAUUUAGAUUUAUUGGAAACAGGAGCCUAACAAUGUGUCACAUUUCUUUACUUUAUUGUGAAGCAAUAACAAACAGUACUUGGUACUUAAACUGUACUUAUUUUGCAAUGUCUGUGUGUGACACCACAUUAUAUAAUUGAUUAGGUAGAGUCAAAUGAAGGUUAUAGGAUCCCAGAGAGUAAGGUGCAGGUUCCCAGUCUGACUUCCCCUUUCUUUAUUCCGGGUUGUGAAUAACACUGUUUGAUCAAGCAUCUUCAUGGUACCUAGACCACUGUACCUAAUACUGCCUACCCCCAGGCCAUGAGAAGCAAUUUAAGGUUGUCUUAUAGUUAAUCUGGCUGUGAGCAGAGUUCAUGUUAGAAAGAUUAUUAUGAUGGUUAAUUGAAAUCAGUUACUAGGGAUGAUAAGAAAAAAAAACCUGUAACACUUUGGACAGAACACAACUUAUUUUCGCUUCUAUAUUUCAUUGCUUCCAUUUUGUAAUGGGAUGCUUAAAGGUACACUAUAGUCACUAAAACAAAUUUGGAUUAAUGAAGUAGUUUUUGUCAGGUUAUGCCUCACUAAUCUCACUGCUCACUUAUCCUCCAUUUAGGAGUUAAAUCACCUUUGUUUCUAUUUAUGCAUCUCUAGCCACACUUCCCCUGGCUGUGACUGGCAUAAGCCUACAUGAAAACAAAAUGAUUUCAUUUUCAAUCCGAGGUAUCGUGCUUUACAAAAAAUUUUAUCUGGAAAUUAAACUUAGGCUCCUGUAGGGUCUAGUAAACUAUUAACAUAGCAGGAGAUAAGAAAUUCUAAAUUAAACAGAAUUUGCAAUAAAGGAAGUGUAAACAUUAGAAGAUUCUUUAAAGAAAGUGUUCAGGAAGGCUGUGCAAGUUACAUGCAGGGAGUGUGACUUGGGCUACAUAAAUAAAGUGAUGUAACUCCUAAAUUACUGAGAAUUGAGCACUGAGACUACAGGGGAAUGAUCUAUACACCAAAACUGCUUCAUUAAGCUAAAGUUGUUUUGGUGACUAUAGUGUUCCUUUAAACCAAUUUGUCAAAGACAUAAACUAGUGACAAUUAAACUUUUAUGUAGAUUGAAAUUUGUUUUCAUUCAUUUCUAAAUGUAAAGAGUCAUGCAAUUUGUUAACAUAUUAUUCCUAACUAGUAAAAAUUAUAAUAAAAAGAAUUCUGAAAAGAAACAAGAGUGACAUAUAGUGGAAAAUAUCAGUUAUUAAAAAUGUCAUACUAUGCAAAUAGUCAGUAUCAGUUCUUUGCAUUUAUCACAGUUGCUUGUUGACAAAUUAGUAAUAGAUAACCUCUGAGCAAGAAACUAGAAUAUACAUGUUAUAAGUUAACCUUUAUAAAAUGUAUUAUGGCUAUAACUAGAGGGAAUAUAACAACUCACUGAGAUUGAAGUAAGACAAACUAUUUCAUAACUCUAAAUUCAGCUACAAAGAUUAUAUGCAGUGUAUUGAUUCAUAAAAAAGUAUAAGGCAGUUAUAUAUGUUAAACAUGCAAGGAUGAUACAAACAUAAACAAAUGCUAAUGUUUAUAUUUCUUCUUUUUCAGAAUAUAUCAAUGGAUCAGGUACUAUACUGAAUUUUCAGUUUGCAAGAGAUGAAGAGCAAAAUGUGCAUGUUCUCCAGGCACAUCUCUGGAUCUUUCUCAGAUCUAACAGGACUACGCAGCCCAACCAAACAUUAAAAUUAUAUCUGGUCCAAGAAGAGUUUUCUCAGCGUACAUUGAUAAGUGAAAGAACCCUGGAACCAAGAUGGACAGGCUGGCAAACAUUUUCAUUGAAACAAAUGCUACAGAAAGUCUUUGAUGGAGGAAACAGAAGUUUACAACUAGAACUCAACUGUGAGGGUUGCGAGGACAUGCCAGUCCUGGCCAACCCCGAUGACUCCCAUCAGCCUUUUCUGGUUGCCCAAGCUAAAGUAAGGGAGAAAAACCAUCAUGCCACCAAAAGAAGUCUCAAAUGUGAUCAGAACUCCAACCUGUGUUGCAGGAAAGACUUUUAUGUACACUUUAAGGACAUUGGGUGGAAUGAUUGGAUUAUUAAACCAGAGGGGUACCAGAUUAAUUACUGCAAAGGUCUCUGCCCAUUGCACAUAGCUGGUGCCCCAGGCAUGGCUGCAUCAUUCCACACCACUGUCUUAAAUAUCAUAAAGGCCAACAAUGUCCAGUCAGUGGGCAACUCUUGUUGCGUUCCCACUAAAAGGCGGCCUCUUUCCAUGCUUUUCUUUGAUGGAAACAGCAAUAUUGUAAAGACUGAUGUUCCAGAUAUGAUUGUGGAAGCUUGUGGGUGCAGCUAACAGCCUCCAAAGACUUCCAAAUUUAAAUAAAUACAGAGAGAAGCUGGCUUGUCUCGUAGGCAUUUAGAUCUGGCAGAAAAGAAUAAACACCUAAAUGCCUCAAAAUCAUUUGCACAAAUUAUAAAAUUGCAAGAUCUUCCAUCACUUGCCCAGUAGGUCAUUUCUUAUGAUGAUGAUAGUGAUUGCAAUAUCUUCAGCUAGAUGAAUAUAGCGAUCUGAGCAACCUGUUCCACGAUUCUAGUGGCCAUAUUGACGUUACACCAUCUUUUGGUAUGUCCAGGCCUUUUACAAAUGGACAAAGAACUGCUGCUGCUUUGAUUGGACUACUUCCAAAAAUAUGAAUAUAUUGCACACCAAGCUGUAGAUCGCUUACCAAAGAUUAUGCACUUAAGUUUUAUAUUAUAAAGACAGAUGUGAUAGGCCUCCAUCCAUUGAAAUCAUGUUACAAUUCCUAAGUGACAAGGUAAAGGUCUGGAUGGAAAUGAAGAGUCACUGUGGACAAUGAACAAUAUGUGUCUUUUAUGAUAUAUUUCCAAAGACUUUAUUUAAAUAAUGAUUUUGCUGAACCUUGAAUGUUUUUUUUUCCAAGUGCUGAUUGCCUGGCUUUCCAAGACCACAAGCAUGUGAUGUAUGACACUACCACUGUUUAUUGUAUUUUCUAAUAUAUUUGUAUAUAUUAUUUUUAUUACUGUGACACAAUUUAAUAAACAAAUUAUGAUUUAAAAA
Pelobates cultripes (western spadefoot toad) is the source of this 6105-nucleotide messenger RNA. NCBI's taxonomy places the organism in Eukaryota, Metazoa, Chordata, Amphibia, Anura, Pelobatidae. The record is from the annotation of a GenBank genome assembly.